UCAUCGUUUUUCGCCCGACUUUAACGGUUCUCGUGGGGAUUCAAUUCCAAUUCCAGCCUGCAAAACAAAAAGUAAACGACGCGGAGUGCCAAGCGAUUAAACCAUUACUCUCACUUGUUAAUUGCACCCAGUUAACACAGUUAGUUUUGCAUCCAGUUAAGAGAGUGCCAGAGAAGGGGGAAGAGAAGGCCAGAGACCACCCGCGCGGUUGGCAAAAACAAAAAGAAUAUUUACACUAGCUAACUAAAGGAGGAUCAGCCUGAAAGAAAAAUGGGUAAAGCUCAGAGCAAGCGUUCAAUCGACAUCACCACCGAUCCCAAGAAGGUCGGCGAGGGCGAUGAGGUGGCCGGCAAGGUGGAGAAGAUCGAUGUGGACCAGAAGACGGACGCACCGGCGGUGAAUGGGGAUGCUGCCACGCCCAAGGAAGGCGGAGAUGAGGCGGCGACGGGAGAGAAAAAGGAAACGGAGGAGCAUUCGGAGAACGACAAAGAUCUGACCACCGAAAAGAGUGCCGCAGCCGCCGAGGGUGGCGAUGCGGCCGCCGCUGAAACGGCCAAGGGCGAGGAGGGCUCCCCCAAGGAGGGAGCCGCUGGCGAGGACAUCACCCCGCUGGCCGACGAGAGCAUCAAGUCCAAGUCCAAGAAGGACAAGGUCAAAAAGAAGUGGUCCUUCCGCAGCAUCUCCUUUGGCAAGAAGGACAAACAGAAGCCGGCCAAGUCGGAGGAGGCUGUCUCGCCCACCUCUGGCACAACGUCGCCCACGACGGCCGAGGCAGAGGCUGCCCCUGCCGCUGCAGAUGCUGCUCCCGCGGAGCCAGCGGCUGCCACAAAUGGCGAGGCCGACAAGCCAGCUGAGAAUGCCACUGCCGAGAGCAGCACCAGCGAGGCGGCGUCCAAGGAGGAGGCCAAGCCCGCCGAGAACGGUUCAGCGAGCGAGCAGGAGAAGCAGGCCAACGGAGAAGCCGAGAAGGCGGCGCCAGCACCAGCCACAGUUGUUGAGGAAGCGGCAAAGCCCAAGCCCGUCGAGGAACCAGCCACAGUCACUGCCACCGAGUCGACCACCACUGCCACCGCCACUGUAACUGCCACCGAAGAAGUUGCCGUGAAAGAGAGUUCCCAGCCAGAGCCCGAAGUGGUUACCAACGGACAUGGAGCCGGAGAGGCGCUGACCAAUGGAUCCAGCAAUGGACACGCCGAAUCCCCGGUGGCCGAGACCGCACCAGCCGCCGCUGACAACAUUCCAAGCAACAACGAUGAGGACGAGCAGCCGCACCAGAAUGGCACCAAUGGCACCACCACGCCCCCGCCCACUCCCGUGGCCGUUGAGACCGAGAAGGGACAGCAAAUUGAGGCCAGCAACGAGGUGAUUGAAGCAGCAGCAGCGGCAGUAGAAGCAGCGGCAGCCGCAGCAGUGGCCGCCACCAGCAGCAGCCAGGCGGAGGAGGAAGUUGUGGCGGCGAUCAUCAAGGCGGUUAGCAGCGAGCUAGAGGCCGAAACGGAGACUGAGGCGGAGGCCGAGGGAUUCGUGGUGGUUGCUCCAGUGUCCGCCGAAGUCGAGGUUCCUCCCGUGGAGGAGGUUGAACCCGUGGCUGAAGUUCCCCAAGUAGAAUCCGAAUCUGAAUCCGUGGCUAAAGUUCCUGAAGUUGAAUCUGAAACCGUGGCUCCAUCCGUUCCAGAAGUGGAAGUUCCCGAAGUUGUAUCGGAAUCCACUGUUGUGGAGACUCUGAGCAGCAGUCCGCCGCCUCCAUUGCCCAAAUCGCCGCCCCCAUCUCGUGUCUCCGCCUUUGUUCUGUCCGAUGAAGUUAUCGAGGAGCAGGUUACUCCAAGCACACCCGAAGUAAAUGAAGUUAAGCGCGAAGAAAUCGAACAGCAGGCCAUUAGCAUUGUGGCCGAGAUCACCGAACAGGCGGCCGAAAUUGUCACCGAAAAGGAGAAACAAGAGGAGGAUGCCAAGGAGGAGCAGGAGGAGUCUGUUCCUCAAGUUGUGGAGGUUACUGUAUUCCCCUUAGAAGUUGACGAGUCUGAAUCUCUGGUAGAAGUUGAGAGGACUGUGUCCCCAGUAGAAGUUGAGGAAGUGAAACCAGUUGAAAGCGAGGAAGUUACGGCGCCCUCUCCAACGCCUGAUGAUGUACAGGAAACUAUUGAAGGUCAGGCCUCCGAUGAUGAAGAAUCUGUCCCAGUUCCCGCUCCCACUCCCAUUGAUCCUGCGGAUCAGGAUGGAGAAAACAUUGCAGUCACGGAACCUGUAGAUACCGAGGUACAGAAGGAAACCAUUAGCAUCAGCUCUACCGAAGAAGAUGCUGAGGAGCAGGCGGCAAACGAAAAACAGGCUGAUACCAUCCUGCUGGAACAGCCAGCACCUGUUGAGGAACUGCCCCAAGAGGAAGUAUCGGAACAGCAAGACAUAUCCGAGGAUGCGCAUAGCGAUAACGAUAAGGAGAACGAGAACGAGAACGAAAGCGACCUGGUGGGCAACAUCAUUAGCGAUCUGGAUGCCCCGGUCGCCAAAGCUGGUGUCGAUCUCCUGGCGGAGUUGGAUGCGAGACAAGCGGCGGAUCAGGAGGUCGAGAGCAACAACAAGGUGGAUCUCGCCAAGGAUCUGAAGGAGAAGAACGCCGCGGCAGACGUUACAACACAGGAACAACUGCCCGUUACAUGCGAAUAAUCCUACUCAUAAUUAUUAUAUAUAAUAUUACAUAUUAUUAAAAACAAAACAAAACAACAAACGAUACAAGCAACAACAAAAGAACGCAACGUAAAACAACAAACAAUUACAAGAUAAACGAGAUAAAAACAAAAGAAAACAAAACAAAAACAAGUAAAAAUACAUUUUUAAACAUUUACAUAUUUUAAAUACUUUUUGUACGAACUUCAUAUCCCUUAAUCCAAGAUAUACGCAAGCGAAAAGGCAGAGUAAAAUCCACACCACCACUGCGAACACACCCCACUAAACACCCACGCGUGGGCACCGGCAGUUUUGCAUUGGUGCCCCUGAAUUCCAGAUCGGGGAGUUCCCCAAAAACACAUCCAUCACCCAUCAAGCACACACAUCCACCACACACAUGCGCAUACAUACCAUUCUCAUACUGAUGAUCUUGAUAGAGCAAAAAGAAAAGAAUCAACAAAUCAUAUACGAUGAAGAGAUGAAAGUGAGGAGAAUUUUUUGAAUAAUUUCUACUAUACAUUUAACUGUAAGUUCGAAGAAAUUUGUAAAGAAUUUUUGGACGAAAUAUUGGAUAAAAUAUAUAUUAUAAAAUAUAAAA
Messenger RNA from Drosophila biarmipes, 3262 nucleotides. RefSeq names its product A-kinase anchor protein 200 (gene Akap200). The coding region runs from base 271 to 2664 and encodes 797 amino acids. The record is from RefSeq and is a predicted model, not a curated record. Lineage: Eukaryota; Metazoa; Arthropoda; Insecta; Diptera; Drosophilidae. The transcript is spliced from 6 exons.